Messenger RNA from Malaya genurostris, 954 nucleotides. RefSeq lists its product as uncharacterized. The transcript is spliced from 2 exons. The record is from RefSeq and is a predicted model, not a curated record. Lineage: Eukaryota; Metazoa; Arthropoda; Insecta; Diptera; Culicidae. Bases 282 to 884 code for a protein of 200 amino acids.
UUAAUGCCGGCACAGUGCUGUGCAUGGACGGCAAUAUUCUUUUACGAGUUUCAAUACGUGUUUUCAAAUUUGGCCGGCUCAGUACCGACACUAAACGGUCCCGAACAAGUGUGAACACACGCAUUAAAACGUGACAGAAUAUUAGCGUCCGUGCACGGAACUGAUUCGGACCGGGAAGGUGUAAAAUGACCUAAAUAUCGGUGUCCGUGCAUGGUGCCGUGCCGGCACUGAACCGAAUCGGAAAGGUGUGAAUAGUCCUUUUAUCAUAGCCCUGUUUUUUAAUGUUGCCCAAUUUUGUUAAUCAAUGGAGUAUGGAAAUCAAAAAUCUUACUAUCCAAAAAUACUGUGAACAUUACAAACCACUAAUGGUUGAAGAAAUAAUUUUAGUGGAACAUCCCACUAAGCUGCACUAUGGUAAAUGUUCCGUUAUUGGUUAUCUAGUAGCAAACAGAACAUCGCUGGAAUCGCUGAUGGUUCCUGAUUUACCCGAGGACCUUCAACUACCAGACGGGAUGUGCCAACUAGAUUUAAGCUUCGAUAAUUACUUAGGCUCAGUGCCUCGCAAUUGUACCGUUCGCUUAUAUGGAAGUUUGAAAAUGAAAGGCCCAACCGGAACUACCAUGAAUUGUUCCAAAGAUUUGAUUGCUUCCCUGCAAGAACUACGAGCCAGUUUGGAACAAGACGCUGUUGGUUCUAAAUUUGUUGAACGAAGAUUGCAGAAGGAGUUCGAUGUAAUGAGUUAUAAUUAUCAUCCCAUACUAGAUGUCGAAGGUUGCGAAGUUUUACCACAGGCAAGAGAUAUUCUUAGUUGCGAUCUGCGGUUAAGGCGAAUAAAUAAGCGAUUGGAACCGACUUUACAAGAAUUACAAAACAAUUUGGGUUAGUUUUGUUUAUUUCAAAUAUAUGAAUGCGGGAAAAUGAGUAACUAAAAUAAUAAAAUCCAACAAACAUGUA